Messenger RNA from Schistosoma margrebowiei, 3316 nucleotides. Lineage: Eukaryota; Metazoa; Platyhelminthes; Trematoda; Strigeidida; Schistosomatidae. The record is from the annotation of a GenBank genome assembly.
GUUUAGGUUGGUAAUGUUCGAAUGAGUCUGUAGCGGCAACCAUUCGGCUUGGUUAGGCUGCAUAAAUUUGAAGGAAUAUAGGAUUGAUUUAUAAUCCUAGCAGUCAGUCAUUUUAAAGGAUAAAAUAAUGCUUUAUUGAGUUCCCUUAUCUUACCAGAUGAGCCGUUGUCCUGUAGAAUAUUCAAAUCCUAAUUCCCAGAAUACCAUAUCUUAUAUUACCUCAGAUUCUGUUAUUAGUGUCUCGUUCGCAGAUUGUCAGUCGUCUAGUCCUUCAUACCACUCUUUGUCAUCAAGUACGACUCUUCCUGGUGUUGGCUCUUUCUUGGAUAAAUCAAAUCACCUUUCACACUAUUCUCCUAAUAAAUAUUAUGAUACAGAACCUACUGUAAUUCCGGGACACUCUUACGUUGAGAACAGUGGCGUUUUCGAUAACAAUCUUCCUUAUCCAAUAAAAUCAGAGACCAUUCACGAAAUAGUAUCUGGGACGUUUAUUACUCCAGAUGCACACAACCAAUCAUGUUUUACAUCUUCUUUACAACCUCUAAAAUCAUUAAACCCAAGUCUUCCUGUCCAAUCUAGUGAAUCUUUGUUAACUGGUUUCACUCAUCCACUUUCUAUGGACCAUACUGUUUUAGAAGACGGUGGGUUAGAUUUGGAUCGAGUGUUUGUCGCUAUUAUUAAUGAUCGAAAUUCUGAACAUGAUAUCUUUAAUGACACUGAUGUUAAUUGUGAUAAUGAACGCUGUUCAAAUGAUAAAUCGAAUUCCUGUAAUAAACAGUUACUUAAUAAUAGUAUUCAGUCGUCUGUUAAUCAAAGUAUGCUAACAGAUGAUUCAGAGGACAAAAGUUUAUUACAGUACUAUCCUGUAGUAGAUACCGAGAAGACAACUCAACAUCAAACCCAUCCAAAAACAUCCCCCAUUUCAGAAGUUGACCAAACACACAAAUCGUCUGGAUCAUCUGAAGUUUCAAACCGAAUGUGCGUAGUUUGUGGUGACAAAGCUUCAGGAUUCCAUUAUGGUGUGUCUACAUGCGAGGGUUGUAAGGGUUUCUUCCGACGUGCUAUACAGCGUGACCAAUCAUAUACUUGUGCUAAAAAUGGUACAUGUGAGAUAAAUAAAACGCUUCGUAAUAAAUGUCAACAAUGUCGACUCCUCAAGUGCAUUGCUGUGGGAAUGUCGAGAGAUGCUGUUCGUAAAAGGCGUCAUGGCAAAAAACGGGAACAGUCUUCUUGUGAAUCAGUCACCUUGCCUAGUUCAGAUUCCUCAAACAAAUAUGAAGCAUCAGCGUAUUCGUCAGGUUCUGCAGAUGUAGUUUUAACUCCAUCUGAAGCACAAUUAAAUGAAACUACACUUAAUCCCCACGAAAUGCCAAUAAAAUCAACUAAUUUUCAACCAUCAUCUUCAUCAAUACCAUCUUCUACUAACAUUUCUUUAACCUUAUGUAAUAAUGAUAAUAGCGAAAAUAGUAACAGUUUGACUAAGGAAGAUCAACAAACUCUAGACAAAUUUGAUCGUUUUUUAAACUAUUGUAAAGAUCAAGCUAUCAAAUAUCAGGCAAAUAGUUGGAACAUUUCUAAAUCUGAUUAUUAUCACUUAUCAGGAUCUUUAUCAAGACAUUUAUCUCCCAUAAAGGUAUGUUUAAUGGGUGAUUUAAAAAAAUCUUAUUUUGAAAACUUUUGUAAUGAUAGAUUACCAUCGAAUGAUGACAAAAUAAAAGUACAUACUCCCCAUGAAUUGGGUGAAUCAUUAAAGCUUCUUACAGUGGAUGAAAUAUUUUGUCCUGCUCAACUUAAAUUUACACAUGAAUUCGCCUGUCAUUUAGAACAGUUUAUACGACUUUCUCAGCAUGAUCAAUCUAUCCUAUUAAGAGAUUGUUUGCCUGAACUUGCUAUAUUAAUGUUAUGUCGUGAAAAUCGGAACAAGACUCAAAUGAACUUUUCAUCUACAUCAAUAAAUUAUCAAUUGAAUUGUUUAUUUAGUCCAUGGUUUCCGAAUGCAGUGGUUACAGAUUCCUCUCUGGAUUGUCUACAUAUGACUUGUGAUAGUAUAACUUCUCAAAGUAUUUUUCAAUUUGCUUCAAGACUUCAACGAUUACAUUUGACAAAUAUGGAAUUUGGACCACUUAUUGGUGUGAUACUUUUUACUCCAGAACGUUCUGAUUUAUUAGAUAUUGACUUUGUCAAUCGUACACAAAAUUUAUGGGCUGAAUUAUUACGUCGUUAUUGUGAAAGUAAUGGAUCACAAACACGUUGUGCUCAUUUAAUUAUGAUUUUAUCUACACUACGUGAACUUGCCUCUAAAAUAACGCAUAAUUUAAAUGCAUGGUAUAAAUUAUCUAAUACUCCAAUGUCAAAUUGUCUUAAAGAAUUUCUUUAUUCUUCCAGUUUUAAUUCAAUGGAUGAUUGUUUUUAAUUAUUGUGUAAUUUUCUUAUGAUUUUUCUUGGUGAUGAAUAAUAGUGAGAGAGAUACCUCUUGCCUUUUAAAAGAAACAGUUAGGAUUACAUACUACAUAUCUUCUUGUAUUUGUGGUUAAUUUUGCUGUUAUUAUUUUAUGAAUAUAUUUGUAAUUAUCUAGAUGAUCAAAUGUACGCACACGGGUUACCUGUUUACUAAAUCAGCAUGAAUUUUAUAAAUAUUCCUUUUUUUUUAAAAAAAACGUUACCUUAAUGUUCAUACGCACAAUGAUAAUCUCAUCUCUUUGAUAACUUAUAGGCUAUCAAUACUAUUUUAGUGGUUAAUUCGAUUAAAUUAAGGAAUGAUAAUAGAGAAAAGUUUAGAAGUGAUUAUAUGUAAGACCAAAUUAUUUCUAUUUGGUUGUCUUUUUACUGCUUAUCAUGACGAUCUUUUUUUUUCAUUUUUGUUUUCUGCCUCAUAAUUUUUUUUUACCAAUUUUGUUGAUGCAAUUUACAAGGAUCUCUUAUUUUCGAAAGAAAAUAUUCACGCACAAUUAUUAUUAUUAUUACUACUAUCUAUAUGAAUAAUAAUAUUACUAAUAAUCCAGUGAUUUCGGCUUACCAUGACUAUUAAUACGAUUUGAAACUACUAUGCGCCUCAUUAUUUUGUUUACAAUUAUAUUCUGACGUGAAAAGUUGAUAAACAUUAACUCAUUUUCAUCUUUUCCUCCACCUUUCUGUCUCUUUGUAAUGUACAUUGUGUUUACAAAAUGGUAUUCCUGUAAACAAAUACUCUUACGCAUAUCUCCUGUUUUUAUAUAUUGUAAAACUAUGUACUUUUGUGUGUUUCUUGUCUUUGAUUUUUUUUAUCUCUACUAGUAGUGAUAUAAUUCUUGUAUUCCGUCUUCCGAUUUAUUACAUG